Messenger RNA from Prorocentrum cordatum, 618 nucleotides. The record is from the annotation of a GenBank genome assembly. Lineage: Eukaryota; Dinophyceae; Prorocentrales; Prorocentraceae.
CUUUCGAAGCCCUUCGACGUGUCCGCGCUCAUCGCGAACGGCGUCCUGGACAGCAAGUGCAGCACGGUGGCGCACUUCGCGCGCAUCUGUGGCGGGCAAGAGUAUUCAGACGAAGAGAUCGGUUUCCUCAUGGCGCACUGCGAGCAGGAGGCCCCGAUCGCGGUGGAGUUCGCCCGCGCGGUGUCCGGGUCGGAGGACAGGACCCUCGAGGUCUGGGACCUCGCGGCGGGCACCUGCGAGAGGACCCUGGCCGGCCACCAGGAGUGUGUCAGAUGCGUGGCCCUCGCGGGGCCUGGGCGCGCGGUGUCCGGGCCCCGCGACAAGACCCUCAAGGUCUGGGACCUCGCGGCGGGCACCUGCGAGAGGACCCUGGCCGGCCACCAGCAUUUUGUCAUCUGCGUGGCCCUCGCGGGGCCUGGGCGCGCGGUGUCCGGGUCGAUCGACAGGACCGUCAAGGGGGUCAAGUGCGUGGCCCUCGCGGGGCCCGGGCGCGCGGUGUCCGGGUCCGCCGACACGACCCUCAAGGUCUGGGACCUCGCGGCGGGCACCUGCGAGAGGACCCUGGCCGGCCACCAGGGUUGGGUCGAGUGCGUGGCCCUCGCGGGGCCCGGGCGCGCG